AUGUUGCUCGGGAGGAUGGCAUACAGGCUACCCUUACUAUGCCUCGCGACAUUAACGACACUUCCCGCCAUUGCUGCUGUUCAGACGACUAAUAUAUCCUUCGAGAUCCUCAACUUCGUGCCGACUUGCGCCCAGAAAUGCUUCGAAUCUUUCAUCUCAGUCAAUUUCGACUCAGGAAUAUGCGGCAACUCCCCCUCCUUGCAAUGCCUGUGCCGGCAGCGUGGGAUCUCAGGGUAUACCAUAGGGGAAGGUGCGGCGUCGUGCCUGGGGGGCGAAAGGAUGUUUGGCGCUUGCCAAGGGCAGGACGGCAUCAGCGACGCAACCUUGACUGCCUACAACAUGUGCGUGGGGGUGUCAGGGGCAAAACCAAUGACUCACUCAGCUCUCAUGGUUACCCUUAUUCGUCCGUCAACUGGGACAGCACCCCUUCUCGUCCCGACGGCAAUCCGGACGGCGACACCCACCGGGACAGAGACGGAAACGACACCCACGCCCACAUCGACUGUCAACCUCGGACCAGGUGACGAGUCGAGUUCAAUCACCACAACGGCUGCGCCAACAAGCGCUACAUCCGCUCCUACACAGACUGCAACAGCAAGCCCAGAGACUCCAAAGAGCCAACCCCAGCUCAGCAAAAGCCAAGUUGCGGGCAUCGCACUCGGGUGUGCAGCUGUCCUGGUCUUCGGUAUUCUGCUGGUGGUACUAGCGAGGUGUAUCCGGAAGAGGAGGUUCGGUGACCUGGAAGCUGGCUUCUCUAGGAUGAGAGAUUCGAUGAGCUUUGGGAAGAAAAGUCGUUGCGGCAGUCACCCGGGUCCGCUUCAAAUUUCCAGCCCAUUACCCCGAGCCCACGUCGAUCGAGACCCUCUAUAUCCGCAUUGGCAGCCGCAAAUUCCAGGGAGGCUAGGCGGUGUGGGCCUUGCCAUCUCUCCCCCCGUCGCUCGAGGGGGAGUGUUUGUUAAACCGACUCCGGCCCUGGCUUCAGUCCUGUCUGCCCCUUCACGGCCGACUCCUGCAGCUGACCCAGUUCCGGUCCCGGCUCCUGUACCAGCUCCACCGCCGCGUAGCGUACCCAAGGUUGUUCGCGACCCUGCACCGAAACCCAAAGCACCAUCAGCGGAGCGGAGUCCGCCAAAGCCAGCCUUGGCACUCGCCAUACCACAAGGGCAGGAUAGGGCAGUCCGCUUGCCGGCUAACGCACGGGAUAGCGUGGUAACCGAGUUUGCCGAGGAUGGAGAGGGCGACAUUGCCCCGGGGACAGCCGUCUGGCGGCCGCCAGCUACGGAUCCGCAGUCGGCGACAACAACGUAUUUCGCUGACCGGGGGGGUAAUUGGAUCCUUCGGAACACGUCGGCUCGGAAGCCGGAGGCGGGGACGUCCAGAAGAGUGUCGGGACCUGUAAGACCGGCUGUUCAGGAGGUUGUCGCAGCACCGGUUGAGUUCGAGCUACCGAGCCCAGACCACAAGACAAGGGCAGAAAGGGCCAAGGACGCGUAUGGGGGGUUUUCGCCUGACGCCGUGGUCUCGCCGCUAAGGCUUCCCCGGAAACCGGGACCAAGAAGGUUGGGUUCACCCAUUGCAUUUAAGGAUCAGCGUCGGGAACCACAACUUUCGAGCUCUGGCCUCUCUGCUAGGUUGUCUCAGUCGGCGGAGACCAUCCAGAGCGAACUAGCGCAAACCAAGAGCCGAGCUCCGGAUGUCUAUUUCACUAUGAUACGAGAGAGCAGGGACUUGACCGGUGGGAGAAGCAGGCGACGCUCGACCAGGAGAGCAAGCCGCAGGGUGUCGGCAGAAUCGGCAACAUCUAUCGAAUCUGCUGCUGACGGCGAGGAUGUCAUUGAAGACGAACCGCAAGUGGACCUAUCACCGGUGGCCGAGUCGCCCCAUACACCAAUGUCUCAAGGCAAGUCGCCUGUCGAAUAUUCAAAGAUACGCAAGCAAAACGCUGGAAAGCAACCGGUUCCCGCGCUCAAGGCGCCAGAAGCCGACUUGCUCUCUCCCGGGCACCGGUACAACGUCUGGCACCCUCCAGGACGUUCCAGCCCUACAGGGUCAGGUUCAUUCGCCGAUUCCAGGACGGCCGCCCCGGCCAACCCUCGGUCGAACGGACCCGUAAGACCGUGGAACGCUCCAGACCUGAAACCGCGCAACCCGGGCCAGCUACGAACGGGAUCUCCCGAAACACGGCGCGGCCUAGCAUCAACAUCAAUACCCCCUAUCGAAAACCAAUACUGGCAGCGACAACGGAAGGUCGUAAACCCAGCAUCAUACUGGAACCAGCCUUCAACCGCGCAGCCGUCGACCACGCGAGCGAGGGCCCCACCACCACCGCCGACACCGCCGACACCCCCGUACGAACAACCCGCCGGUGGUGGGAAUGGAAACACCCGGCCCCGACGGUACGACACGCCUCCGCAGCAGCAGCCGUAUCGACGCCCGAUACCACGACUGCCGACAGACCCGCGACAGCUGCUGCCCACACCAGCCGAUACUCCGCAGCCGCAGCCGCAGCCGCCACCAAAGCCGCAGCAGCAGCAGUCACAUACCCCGGGCCCGGCAGCGGGCGAUACCUCGAGCCAGAGCUCGCUCCUGGCCAAGCGCCGCGGCGUGGACAAAGCUGCGGCGCUAAGUCUUGCGUAUGCCAGUGGUGGUGGCAAGGGUAAUGGUGGUGGUGGUGGUGGUGGUGGUGGUGAAAAGAAAGGACGAAAGGGUAAAGGCGGGUGGACCAAGGAAGAGUAUGGACCGGUGCCGAUCACGCCUGGGUGGGUGCCUGAGUUGACGCCGACGAGGAGUGGAGAGGAUCUUUACUUGAAUGUGCGGUAG
This is a messenger RNA of Parathielavia appendiculata, 2820 nucleotides long. RefSeq lists its product as uncharacterized. Lineage: Eukaryota; Fungi; Ascomycota; Sordariomycetes; Sordariales; Chaetomiaceae. Bases 1 to 2820 code for a protein of 939 amino acids. The record is from RefSeq and is a predicted model, not a curated record. The transcript is spliced from 2 exons.